Molecule: messenger RNA, 321 nt
Organism: Penicillium manginii
Lineage: Eukaryota; Fungi; Ascomycota; Eurotiomycetes; Eurotiales; Aspergillaceae
Exons: 1
Coding region: 1-321 (106 amino acids)
Source: RefSeq, a predicted model, not a curated record
AUGACCAUCAAUCAUAUCUUUGUUUGGGCCUCUGCGGCCAAGGCACAAAGCUUGCAGGCCUUCUAUCGUACCAUCCUCAAACCGGUCGGUUACAGUGAGCUGAUCCGGGUCAAUGACGGCAACUUGGUCGGUUAUGGUAGUGACUACCCAUAUCUCUGGUUGAAAACACUGCCUGCCGAGAAGUCUCCCUUGGCUACUCACAUAGCAUUUGAUGCACCGAGUGAGUUUCUCUCCAAGAACUUUAUCCAGCGGAACACUAAUAUUUUGGGAAAGGCAAUGAAGCUGUUGAUGAGUUUUAUCGAUUGGCAUUGUGAGUAUUAA